Linum tenue is the source of this 459-nucleotide messenger RNA. NCBI's taxonomy places the organism in Eukaryota, Viridiplantae, Streptophyta, Magnoliopsida, Malpighiales, Linaceae. The record is from the annotation of a GenBank genome assembly.
AUGGCCGGACUCCUCGCUCUCUUCUCUCUCUUCCUUAUCCUCCCGCUCUCCGCCCUAUCCGACCCGAACCCGAAACCCGUCCCUCCGACCCAAGCCCACGCUGAGCUCACCACCUACGGCUUCCCAAUCGGCCUCCUCCCUUCCUCCGUCCAGUCCUACUCCCUCAACCACACCUCCGGUGAGUUCUCCCUCGACUUCGGCUCCUCCUGCAAGAUCACCCUCCCGCCAGACAACUACCUCGCCACCUACUCCAAGACCGUUAAAGGCAAGAUCGCCCAGGGCCGGAUCGCCGAGCUCGACGGGAUCCGUGUCAGGGCCUUCUUCAAGUGGUGGUCGAUCACCGGAAUCAGGUCCGGCGACGGCGAAUUGGUGUUCGAGGUCGGGAUGGUGACGGCUAAGUACCCGUCCAAGAACUUUGACGAGAGUCUUGAGUGCGAGGGCAAGCGCUCGUCUUCGUGA